UGAAUUUAUAGAAGCCGGGCGGGUGCUUUGCAUUGUUGCAUCAGGCAGGGAGGGAGAGAAAUGGCACUUCUUCCAGUUGUCUUCAGCUUCCCUCCCACCAAUCACCCUAUUCCCCUCAAAUCCAUCCCACCACUUUCACUCUCACUCUCACUCUCACUCUCACACUCACAUUCACAUUCACUCCCCAACCACAUAUUUCCAGGUCAUAAACCCAGUUUCGUGGAAGAGCUGGCGAGACGUGGUGGCAAAUCAUCAAGAAUCGCUCGCUGCUCUUCAAAGCCUGAGUCUGAGACUGAGAACCAAAAGACUAGAACUAGAAUUGUGAAAGAGAAGAGCGUUUCGGUGAUUCUAUUGGCUGGAGGGAAGGGCAAAAGGAUGGGAGCGAGCAUGCCAAAGCAGUAUCUUCCACUUUUAGGCCAACCAAUUGCUUUGUAUAGUUUUUACACUUUCUCACGAUUGAUUGAAGUGAAAGAAAUCAUUGUAGUUUGUGAUCCCUCCUACAAGGACAUUUUUGAAGGAGCCAAAGAGAAUAUUCAUGUGGAACUUAAAUUCACUCUCCCUGGAAAGGAAAGACAAGAUUCUGUCUACAGUGGACUUCAGGCGGUUGAUUUGAACUCAGAGCUUGUUUGUGUCCAUGAUUCUGCCAGACCUUUGGUAUCAUCAGGAGAUACAGAAAAGGUUCUUAAAGAUGGUUGGCUGAAUGGAGCAGCUGUACUUGGUGUUCCUGUAAAAGCUACAAUCAAAGAGGCCAACAGUGAAUCUUUUGUAGUAAGAACUCUGGACAGGAAAACACUUUGGGAAAUGCAAACCCCACAGGUGAUUAAACCUGAGUUACUUAAAAAAGGUUUUGAGCUUGUAAAUAGAGAAGGACUUGAAGUCACUGAUGACGUAUCGAUUGUAGAGCACCUCAAGCAUCCUGUAUACAUUACUGAAGGAUCUUAUACCAACAUCAAGGUCACAACCCCAGACGAUUUAUUGCUUGCAGAGAGAAUAUUGAGUAUGAGCCCUGGAGAGUCUUCUUAGUUGGCCCGACUACUUGGGCUUAAUUUUGUAUUUCAUUGUUGUACAAUUCUGAGGGCAACCUUUGUUGUAUAUCAAUUUUCUAAUUUAUUGACUAAGUUGAGAGGCACUGAAGCAAAAACCCAAAAACAAGGAUAUCACUUGGCUUGAUUAUGUUUUAGCAAUAGUACAUAAUCCUUUGGUUCAAA
Messenger RNA from Quercus robur (English oak), 1208 nucleotides. RefSeq names its product 2-C-methyl-D-erythritol 4-phosphate cytidylyltransferase, chloroplastic. Gene Ontology annotation, molecular function: 2-C-methyl-D-erythritol 4-phosphate cytidylyltransferase activity. The transcript has 11 exons. The record is from RefSeq and is a predicted model, not a curated record. The coding region runs from base 61 to 1023 and encodes 320 amino acids. Gene Ontology annotation, biological process: isoprenoid biosynthetic process. Lineage: Eukaryota; Viridiplantae; Streptophyta; Magnoliopsida; Fagales; Fagaceae.